Molecule: messenger RNA, 1440 nt
Organism: Aspergillus homomorphus CBS 101889
Lineage: Eukaryota; Fungi; Ascomycota; Eurotiomycetes; Eurotiales; Aspergillaceae
Product: MFS transporter
Exons: 4
Coding region: 1-1440 (479 amino acids)
Biological process (GO): transmembrane transport
Molecular function (GO): transmembrane transporter activity
Source: RefSeq, a predicted model, not a curated record
AUGGGAGCAGGAAAGCCUUUUCCACCACCACUGCCUGAUCCGGCUGACUACGUUGUCGAGUUUGACGGGCCAGACGAUCCCAAUCAUCCUUUUAACUGGAGCUUCGCGGUAAAGUUGUACAUCUCCGUCAUAGCCUGCGCCGGAACAUUCGUUUCAUCCUUCGCCAGUGGCGUUUUCGCACCGGGAACCGAAGAAGUCAGCAAAGCAUUCGCCGUCAGCACAGAAGUGGGCACAUUGGGAACGACACUCUACGUUCUGGGCUUUGCAUCGGGUCCUCUGAUCUGGGGACCAGCAUCCGAGCUGAUCGGCCGACGGUGGCCACUAAUCCUAGGGUUGCUCGGGGGCGCGAUCUUCUCCAUAGCAUCCGCCGUCGGCAAGGACCUCCAAACAGUCAUCAUCUGUCGCUUCUUCGCCGGCGUCUUCGGUGCCUGUCCGCUCUCUGUAGUUCCCAGUGUGCUUACCUACAUCUACAAUAACACCCAUCGUGGGGCGGCCAUGACAAUCUACGCCCUCACCGUCUUCGUGGGACCCUUCUCCGCACCGUUCAUCGGCGGGUUCAUCACCGCGAGUUACCUCAGCUGGCGAUGGACGCUCUAUGUUCCAGCAUUCAUGGGCUUCGGCCUCGGCAUUAUCUCUUUCUUCUUUCUCAAAGAAACCUACGCUCCCAUUCUGCUAGUCGGGAAAGCAGCCGCCAUCCGCCGGGAGACACGUAACUGGGGUAUCCAUGCAAAACAGGACGAGAUCGAGAUUGACUUGAAUGAGCUAAUGCGGAAGAAUUUCACGCGUCCGCUGCGGAUACUGAUCACCGAGCCGAUCAUAUUGCUGAUCUCGAUGUACAUGUCGUUUAUCUACGGGCUUGUCUACGCGCUGCUCGAGGCAUAUCCCUACGUGUUCCAGACCGUCUACAGGAUGAACCUCGGGGUCAGUGGUCUUCCCUUCAUUGGUCUGAUCAUCGGUCAGAUAUUCGCCUGUGCGUUUAUUCUCUCUCGACAUGGGGAAUAUGUAAAGAAACUGGUCGCGAACGGCAAUAUUCCGGUGCCGGAAUGGCGUCUGGGGCCAGCCCUGAUCGGUGCUCCGAUCUUUACGAUCGGGAUCUUUUGGUUUGGCUGGACGGGCUUCACUUCCCGGGUCCAUUGGAUGGCACCCACUGCCGCCGGUGUCUUUGUCGGAUUCGGUGUGCUGUGUAUCUUCUUAUCAUGUUUCAACUACUUGGUCGACUCGUAUCUUCCACUAGCAGCAUCGACUGUUGCGGCCAACAUCAUCCUCCGUUCGAGCGUUGCGGCGGGGUUUCCGUUGUUCACGAAGCAGAUGUUCGAGAAUCUGGGUAUACAAUGGGCGGCGACGUUACUGGGGUGUCUGGCGGCGAUUAUGAUUCCCAUUCCCUUUGCUUUUCGGAUAUUUGGACCGCGGUUGAGGGGGAAGAGUAAGCUUGCUCCUUAG